GUUGUUCGAUGCGCAUCUAACUCGGCUGAGCAUGUAUCACUUUACAGCCCUUUCUUCCGCAGACAAACUACCACCUUCAUCGGUCUCUUCGCAGCUUGACGAGGAACUCUUACAGCCACCCGCAAAGAGACGACGUAUUUCCUCAUCUUCAUUGAGCGACGCAGAAGACGACGAAGACGAGAACAGGCCCCUUGCAUCCCGAAUGGUGGGGACACACGUUUCUAGCAACGGCACUCGUCCGCAUGGAAGACGCAGCGGCAAGAAGACAUCGAGUAUGAAGUCAAAAGCACAGACCGCUCCGGCGUCAAUACCGCCACCCACAGGCGAACAACAAGCAGAGAUGAACGGGGAGUUUUCGCAGCUGAAUGGACAUGAGCCACCGGUCAAAAUGGAAGACCAACUAGACGAAGGGCAGCUGGAUCUGUUAGCAACAGGCGUAACCGUCGACACAGCCAGUGCCGCUACGAUCUCUCCUCCCCUGAAACCAGAGAAAAUCUCGGCAAAGGAGCUGCGAAAGGGUGUGAUCAAGAUCCUACCUAUCGAGAAUGAUGGACAGCCACGAUCGUUCGUCAUUUUGACGAACCUGAAGACGCUUUUUCAGAAACAAUUACCUGUGAUGCCCCGCGAAUACAUUGCUCGGCUGGUUUACGACUCCAACUCGAAAUGUCUCGCCAUUUGCAAACGAGGAUAUAAAGUCGUGGGCGGUAUUUGCUACCGUCCGUUCACCCAUCGCGGCUUCGCCGAGAUCGUUUUUUUUGCGACGGCAUCAGCAGAUCAAGUCAAGGGCUACGGUGCCCUGCUAAUGGAUCAUUUCAAAGCUCAUAUUCGACGGACCUACCCCGACAUGAUGCAUUUUCUGACAUACGCAGAUAACUUCGCAGUUGGAUAUUUUAAGAAGCAAGGUUUCUCAAAGAACAUCACGCUUGAUCGGGCCAUAUGGGCAGGUUAUAUCAAGGACUACGAGGGUGGAACGAUCAUGCAAUGCACGAUGCUACGAAAGGUCGAUUACCUCGCCACGAAAGAGAUCGUAGCACAGCAGAGGGAAGCGAUCUUGGCAAAGAUCAGGCAGAUGUCGAAGAGUCAUAUUGUGUACGAGGGGCUGCCACAGUUUCAGGAUGGGAAAGGGGAAGGGCUCGUCAUCGAUCCCAAGGACGUGCCAGGUUUGAGGGAGAGCGGGUGGAUACCCAAUAUGAAUGUCCCUGCACGCCCCUCGACUAAGAAUUUUGAGCGCAGCGCAAUGGAAUCUAUUCUGUCAGACUUGCAGGCCCACCCUCAGGCCUGGCCCUUCAAGGAACCUGUCAACGCUCAGGAGGUGCCGGAUUACUACGAUGUAAUUCAAAAUCCGAUGGAUUUCUCAACUAUGGAGCACAAACUCGAGACGGGGCAAUAUCAAGAUCUCGACGCGUUCAUUGCAGACGCUCAGCUUGUGUUCGACAACGCUAAGGUGUACAAUCCCGAGGAUACCAUCUAUUAUAAGGGCGCGGUUAAGAUGGAACGAGUGCUGAUGGAUCAUGUCAGUCGCGUGCGCGAAAUCAGCUGAACGGGCCCUAUUUGUGUAGGUUGUUCUAUGGACUUGUUCGUAAUGCCGGUAUUUUUAUAGAGCUUAGUUGGACAUUGUGCUUCGUUUGUCUGCGGCUGCGUAUGCGCAAAAUCUUCACAGGAUUGCCGUGCAGCUCUUCC
Heterobasidion irregulare TC 32-1 is the source of this 1680-nucleotide messenger RNA. RefSeq lists its product as uncharacterized. NCBI's taxonomy places the organism in Eukaryota, Fungi, Basidiomycota, Agaricomycetes, Russulales, Bondarzewiaceae. Gene Ontology annotation, biological process: positive regulation of transcription by RNA polymerase II; chromatin remodeling. The coding region runs from base 32 to 1540 and encodes 502 amino acids. The transcript has 6 exons. Gene Ontology annotation, molecular function: protein binding; histone H3 acetyltransferase activity. Gene Ontology annotation, cellular component: histone acetyltransferase complex. The record is from RefSeq and is a predicted model, not a curated record.